AUGGAGGCGUGGCGGCGGCGGGUGGGGGCGGGGGCAGUGGGGGCGAGCGCGUUGGAUCCGAUGAAAGCAUGCUCCGCGCGGGCGGCGGCUGCUGGCGGGUGGAGCGGCCGAGGCGCGGGCGCGGGCGCGGCGGGAGCGGUGGCGGGGGUUGGCGCGGCGGCGGGGAAGGCGCGUGGAUCCGAUGAAAGCAUGAUCCGCGCCGGCGGCGGGGGCGGGAAUGGUGGCGGCGGCGGCCGGCACUCGCCUCCGCGCAUGGACCGUACUGGACCUCGCAAGAGAGUACAGGACAAGAAGAAGAAGCGCCUGUGCCCGGACUGCCACCGGUCCGUGAGCAGCCGGCUGUACCUGCAGUGCGAGGACCCGCACCGCUCCACCUUCAGCCUCGCCUCGCUCAGCCUGCGCGCCUCCGACCUCACGUUGUCGUCGCGCCAAGCCACGUCGUCCGUCUGAGGCGCGUGCGCCGUGCACGGCGGCGGCCUGCACCCUCCAGGCCUCCCCGCGCGGCCCCGGCGCUAACCUCCCCGCCGCCGCCC
Gryllus bimaculatus (two-spotted cricket) is the source of this 533-nucleotide messenger RNA. NCBI's taxonomy places the organism in Eukaryota, Metazoa, Arthropoda, Insecta, Orthoptera, Gryllidae. The record is from the annotation of a GenBank genome assembly.